Molecule: messenger RNA, 421 nt
Organism: Notodromas monacha
Lineage: Eukaryota; Metazoa; Arthropoda; Ostracoda; Podocopida; Cyprididae
Source: the annotation of a GenBank genome assembly
AGGCGAAAAAUGUGCUAAGUGUACGUUGCUCUCCGUGUCCAUGAAUUCCGCGACACUCCAUAACAAUGCUGAUGGUGACGGCGGCGUUAUUGUCAGGUGAAACGCCUGUGAUGAUGCAGACUUGGCAGUGUUCAUGGCAGUGGUGAUGAUGAUGACCAUUGAGUCGAGGAGCAUCAUGACUGGCAAGAGUCUAAAAGUGGCCACUUUUGUGUUUGCCACCGACGCCGCCGACGACAACGAUGACGAUGAGGAAGGCAGUGAAUGUGGUGGUGCUGGUGGCGGCAGUGCAAGUGCAAGUGCCGCCGAAUGCAAGAGAAUGUCGUUUUUGUUCGAUUGGUGUCUCAUCCUGUUGGUGCUGUUCUUCUUUGCCGCCUUGCCCAUGGCAACCUCUAAACGCCAAAUCACAGGCCAGCUGACAUAA